AUGGAGGCGCCGGCGGACGUCGUCCCGUCCGUCGAGACGACGAUCGUGAACAAUGACGACCCUCCAACGAAGCCCGCUCUGACGCCGCCGACGAGCGAAGACAUGGACAAGAGAGAUGAGAGGAUGUCCUCGGAGCUCUCGGACAUAGAGAGCGACGACGACGAGGAAAUUGAGCCUGACCAUUACUGGGACGGCGGAAAGGUACCCGUCUUCAAGCCGACCAUGGACCAAUUCCGCAACUUCAAGAAGUUCGUCGAUAAGGUCGACAAGUACGGCAUGAAGUCCGGGAUCGUAAAAAUCAUCCCUCCGAAGGAAUGGCGCGAUGCGCUGCCAGAUCUCAGCGAAGCCGUCAAGACGAUCAAAGUCAAGAACCCGAUCAUGCAAGAAUUCGCCGGCCAGCAUGGCAUAUACACGCAAGCCAACAUCGAGAAGCAGCGGACGUAUAAUCUGCCGGAAUGGAAGGCGGUGACGCUGGAAGCCCACCACCAACCGCCCGCCAAGCGAGGCGAGCGCCGGAGGGUUGCCGCCGAGGCACCGACUCGGACACGCUCCACAAGAGCUCAGGCCUCCACCACUAACGCCGAGGACUCCACCACCCAGCCAAGGCGUGGGCCAGGUCGACCCCGCCGCCGACCGCUAAAGACAGAAGAGAAGAGGAAUGAUGAAGAAGGCGAAGAAUCUGUCGACGUUCCUCCUACGCCAAAAUCGCCCGGCAAUGAUGAGCAGACGCCGGUCAAGAAGAUCAAGAAGGAGGAACAGGAUGACACCACUCCGACUAGACCAAGAGGCCGUCAACCAAGAGGCGACCAAAAGAAGUCCACCGCUUCCCGCCGGAUGAACAACCGAACCGCUAUGGCAGAUUUCGUUGACGAGGAAGCCUUCAACAACUUCGACUACCACCUCUCCAACGUUGACGAGUACACGGUCGAGCGGUGCAAAGAGCUUGAAGAGAACUAUUGGAGGACUAUCAACUACGGCCAACCAAUGUAUGGAGCCGAUAUGCCUGGAUCGCUGUUUGAUGACCGGACGACAUCUUGGAACGUUGCGAAGCUUCCUAACCUCCUUGACGUGCUCGGGACUAAGGUCCCCGGCGUCAACACCGCAUAUCUCUAUCUGGGAAUGUGGAAAGCUACCUUUGCUUGGCAUCUAGAAGACGUCGAUUUGUACAGCAUCAACUACAUCCACUUCGGAGCCCCCAAACAGUGGUACAGCAUCUCGCAAGAAGAUGCUCGACGCUUCGAAGCCGCCAUGAAGAGCAUCUGGCCCCGCGAUGCGAAGAAUUGUUCACAAUUCCUACGGCACAAGACGUACCUCAUCUCGCCUCAACAACUAGAGAAGCAGUUCAAUAUCAAAGUCAAUAGACUUGUUCAUUACGAAGGUGAAUUCGUCAUCACCUAUCCGUACGGCUACCACUCUGGAUACAACAUUGGAUACAACUGCGCUGAAUCUGUUAACUUCGCGAAUGAAGCUUGGCUAAGCUACGGAAGGAUCGCUAAAAAGUGCGAGUGCGAAGCCGACAGUGUCUGGGUCGACGUGAAUGAAAUCGAACGCAAGCUACGAGGCGAGCCAACACCAGAGUACUACGAAGAGACGGAUGAUGAGGACGACGAAGACGGCGCAGAUCACCUGCCCAGCCCUCCCCCAAGUGUUAAGGGCAAGCCAAGAGGCAAGCCAGGCCGGAAGCCCGCCAACAACAAGAGGAAGAGGGGCAACGAGGAACCCGGGGAAGCGCCGAAGCCCAAGAAAGUCAGACGCAUUCGGAUCCGCAUUAAGGUGCCCGGCCGAGGGAUGCCAUGCAUUCUGUGUCCGAAUGACGUGGAAUACGACGACCUGUUACCUACGGAUAACGGCAUGAAGGCACACCGAAUCUGUGCCGAUUACACGCCCGAGACUUACAUUGCCGAGAAGGGCGGCGUCGAAACCAUAUGUAACGUUGCCAACAUCGGAAAGGACCGCCUGGAGUUGAAGUGCAAUUACUGCCGCUCGAAGCGCGGGGCUGUCUUCCAGUGUUCACAGAAGAAGUGCACGAGGGCUUUCCACGCCACAUGCGCUGCCGCAGCGGGCGUCCAAGUCGACCUUGGCCCAAUGCCGACCUUCGAUGAAGAAGGUACCGAAUAUUUCUAUGAUGGCUACGACUUCCGAUGCCGCUUCCACCGGCCGAAGAAGAGGAAUGCGAAGACCGUGGAUGUCGACUUGCUAGAGAAAGACAAGUUCGUUCUCAACUAUGCUAAGUCACUCAAACCCAAAGACGUCAUCCAAUUCCAGUAUGCGGGCGGUGAGAUGUACCAGAUCUAUGGUGCCCAAGUGGUUGAGAACAGGCCGGGCGAACAAGCCCUUUUGGUAGACGUGCUGCCUGACGGUGACCGCGUUGAAGUGGAAUGGAAGUAUCUCCUGAAACUUGAUCCCGCGGAUUCGCAACGGCCGAAGCCUUCUGCCAAUGCUAAACCGCUACCUGAGCAUCUCAAGGAGAAUGACGCAUCAUUGGACAUCACUAAUCGUACAGACGGCGUCCCUGAAAUGGGCGAUCCCUUCCACGACCCUAACUCCGGGCAGAAGUGGGCCGAGUUCAACACUGCUCCAGAAGUCGCUCGCAAAGUAGCCAAGGUCGACUUCAGCAAGGACAACCGACUCUGGUACUAUCUUGGAAAGACGUCAACAGAAGCCAGACCACAAUAUACGGAGAAUCUAGCAAAGCCUCAGCACAAUCCUAAGAGUAACUUCCUAGAUACGGUUAAGCCUCCGCCACCCGCAAUACCUGCAUUCGCGCGCCAAUCUUUCCCAGCUUCAUACCCGAUCAAACCAGCACCUUCGUCUGUUCCACGCACGCCUGUGCAGCAAACGAUCCGACCUGCAGGCAAGCCUUAUAAUUACAAGCCAAAAGAGUCUAUGAUGACGACUUUCCGGUCUCCUAUGUAUGCGCCCGACACCCGAAAGAAUCCCAACUCCCCGGUGGCACAUCAACCCAAUGUCGUGUAUGAUCACCGGGUCUCGGCUCCUCAAUACGGACAAUCAGCAUACGCGACUUCCUAUCACCAUCAUCGGCCGCCGCAGUACCUUCCAUAUGCCCCUCCGCAGACCUACUCGACAUCUGGUUGGAAGACGCAACCAGCCACAUCCGGACCCCUCAACGGCAUCGAUCAGUAUGCUCAUACGACCCGGACCAACCAAGCGCUGCCCCCAUAUCCGUAUCACGCGACGCCUUCCGGGCAAUUGCCGCCUUUCCCAUACUCACAGGCUCAAGGUCCGAUGCCGCGUCCCGCGUAUAGUCCGCCUGCCUCUCACGGUUCUAUGUCGCGACCCCAGUCAACUUCGCACGGUGCGCCAAUCUCAAGCAUACUGAGCAGCAGCCCAACUGCCACGCCCAAAAAUCCAAUGUACGCCCACGAACAAUCUUCUUCCGUCGUUUCUACUUCCCAAUCCUCCCUAUCGCAAACUGAAUAUCUUGCCUACGUCACGAAGUAUCCGUAUUUGAAGAACGCGUUUUUAAGGAGAGCAAAAACUUACAUUUCACCUUACAGUCCGGAUGGUGGCUUCAACCCGGAAUGGAUGCCAAAGCCAGCGAACAGCAGCGCGAGCGCCACUCCAGGCGUGGCUGCGCCGAGGCCAUUACCGCCGAGCCAGUCCUCUCCACGCGGUCUAGGGCUGAACUUCCAAGGAGGGAUGCCGCCGGUCCCAAGGCCUGCGCCGCAGUUUCAGUCAGCAGAUGCCUUCCAGCGGGAUAUCGCCAAGGCACAUCGAUCUCCAAUCGGCCCACCAAAAUGGGAGCAUAUGUUUAAGCAGCUUGGUACAGCAACGGCAGCGCCAUCUAUGUCCGCUAUGACGACAUCUGCGAGUUCCGCGCCCAUGGCAUCUCAGCUGCCCACAACCCUGCCGACGAACGCAUCGCAUGGGGCGCCCAAGACCGCCACACCACCCAUGCCACUCCCACAUCAUAUGCAGAGUCACACACCACCGCUGCCUCCGCCGAGCGAGCCUCAGCGGCCGAUACCAAGCCCGCUUAGCGACGCAUCGAAGAGUCCGAAGAGGCCCGAAUACAGUCCUAUUAGCGAUGAUGGAAAAGGUGGCGCUCAGCCAACAUUGCUCCCGCCUCUUCAUAGCGGGGAGACGUGGCGGUAUACCCAGUGA
Molecule: messenger RNA, 4125 nt
Organism: Trematosphaeria pertusa
Lineage: Eukaryota; Fungi; Ascomycota; Dothideomycetes; Pleosporales; Trematosphaeriaceae
Exons: 4
Coding region: 1-4125 (1374 amino acids)
Biological process (GO): chromatin remodeling
Cellular component (GO): nucleus
Molecular function (GO): histone H3K36 demethylase activity; histone H3K9 demethylase activity
Source: RefSeq, a predicted model, not a curated record